GAUGUCGACUAGCUCACAAGGAGCAUUUGACAGUUCUAUAACAACUUGGUAAAGUUGUAACAAAUAUAACACGCAACUAAAAUGCGAGUCGUAUAAUGCGCUGUGUAUAAAUAUAAAAUGCAAACUGAAGCAUCUAUCUUGCCGGUUGUACAGCUUAAUGUGCAUAGAACGAUCAAUAGAAAACCUGAUUCAAAACCCAAUUCAAAAAAUUCAACACUGGAAUCUAAAAAGCUGUCUCUUUACAAAAAAACAUUACUUCCAUCAAACAAAAAAUGCUUGAAUCCUUUACUUGGUGCACCAUAUAGAGGUAGUAUUAAACAACAAUCAUUAUCGGAUGAACCAAAAUCUAGUAAUAAAAGUGUUCUUGGACAAAGAGUAAUGUCAGCAAAAAUGCUUCGUUUCAAGCAACUACAAAAUCAACUAGCUGAUGCACAUUAUCAUCUCAAUGAAUUAGCAAAUGAAAAUAGAUUAUUAAAAGCAUUGCAGAAAAGACAAGAUUCCGCAUUAAAACGUUAUGAAGGUACAAAUGCUGAGCUACCAAGACUUAUAAAUUCGCAUCAUGAAGAACUGAGAAUACUUCAAACAAAAUAUAAGAAAUUAAAAGAGUUACAUAAGGAUACAUGCAACUUGCUAAAAGAAAAAGAAAAUGAACUUUAUUCUGUAAAUUCACAAAAUAAACAUCUAUUACAACUUAGUAAAGAUCGAAAUCUUGAAGAGAGAGAAAAGUUACAGUUGCAAUUAUCUGACAUGAACCAUAAAAUGCAACAACAACAAGAAACUAUACAGCUCUUACACAGAAAGCUUGCACUUGAAACUAAAAGUUUAAAACAUCAAUUACAUGUUGAGAUUUCUAAACAUAAAGAAACACAGAAAAACUUGCAAGAAACAUUAGAGAAAUUAAAAAGCUUAGAAUAUUUAUUAGACAAUAGAGAAAAAAGAUUAUAUUAUAAUGGUCAGUUGCCAAUUUAUAAUAAAGAGAAAAAUCUAGGUAGUCAUUCUUUUACAAAUCUCAGCACCUCUAAUCCAGUUAAAGUAUCUAGCAGGAGUAAAAAAAGCGAAACUAAUAUAUCAAAGGACAAUUUGCCAUUAUUGGAUACAUUGGCGUCUAAUGUUGAUGAAAAAGUAAAUCGAACGACGAAUAAUACGAAUGAUUCAGUGGAUCAAUUGAAAUCGGAAACAAUGGCAAGUCUACAACAAAUACGAAAGUUUCGAUUGCAAAGGUCAUCACAUAUGCGUAAAAACGCACAUUCUAUGGAUGAUUUAAGAUUUAGAUCUAAAGAUCCAGAAAUGAAAAUAUAUAAUGAAAAAAUUACAAAAGAUUAUAAAGAAAUGUUGGAGAAAAAUGAUUUGACUAACGAUAAAAACGAAAGUGGUAAAUUGCGAAAAUUAUUUAGCAAAAUAAAAAAACAAAAAGAAGCGAAUAUCGAAUUCGACCAUUCAUCUGAUGACGGAGAGAAUGACAGUAUUAUUGAAUACGAUAUGAAAUCUUAUGUCACAGAUACUGCACAAAAAUCUAGAGAAUUAUAUGCAAGAUUAAUUAGCAACACAGACGAUAUCUCUGAUACUUUGGAUGAUAUGAUGAAGAAGACAAAUAUUCAUUAUAGUGAUGAAGAAGAAGAAGAAUUAAAUACAAGUUUAGCAAAAGAUGUUAUGUUUCAGAAACACACGAGCAAAUUAAGAGUAUUACAACAUUAUAGAAAUAAAGAUAUUUAUGAUAGUGAUUCUGAAUUUGAUUCCGAUGAGAAGAUAGAUACAAAUGGGGAUUCUUCUAUAGAAUAUAAAACUAAUAAUUUUCAAACCGAUUUAUCUGAGUAUACCAAAUUGAGUAAAUCUUUUAAUGAUGUUCAUUCAGAUGAUGCUUUAGAAACAAAAGAACAGUCUAUCAUUGACAAAUUAAAGGAUGCACAACUACAAAGGAUGUCUAAUCACAUUCUAGAUAAUCUCCAUAUGGAAAACAAAGAAGUUCCUCAACAAUCUUCAAAGAAAUAUUGGCUGGAAAGACAACAAUUUCUGGAGAAUAAUGAAAUAGAAAAUUCACCUAUCGACAUUAAAAAAGAAGAUUACAUAAAGGAAAAAGAUGAAACAUAUUUGAAAGAUAAGCCAGUAUAUAUUGAUGUAUCAUAUAACGAGGUAAAUUGUGACACAAAUAAAAAUGAAGAAAUGAAAAAUUUGCCAAGUCCAAAAAGAAGAGAAGCCAAAAAAGACUCACAACAAGUUUAUGAAGAAGAAUGCACAACAAAUUCUGAUGAAAACAAUCCUGGAUAUAAUUUACAAUUAGAAGAAGAGAAUCUUAGGCCUAGAGUAGAGGAAAAGCCAAGUAUAACACAAAGCAAUGAAGAAACAUUAAAUACAAGUAAUUUCAAUGUAGAAACAAAAAAUAAAUUGAAUGUUUCGUUAGAAGCAGAGAAUGUUAACAUUCCCACUAUUAUUCAAUCUCAGACUGAGCAGACUAAUAGUAUAAAAGCUGAACGAAUAGACAAUAAACAAAUAAAUGACAAAAAAAAAAUAAUUAAUUAUGAUAAAGAAAAACUAUUAGCUACAAUGAAAGCUAUUGAUGACAACGAAAAUAUUGAAUAUCUAAAUCAAGGAUACAAGAAUCACAAUACAAACAGAAUGCAGAUAACGGAGAAUUUAUAUCGUGGCUUACCUACACACUCGAAACCAAAACGCGAUAUUAUUAAAGAUAUAUUUGAAGACAACCAUAUAGAAAAUAAAGUCAGAGGCACUUGCAGUAAAUCUCAUUGAGAUUUGAAAAAGUAAAUCUCAUUGAGAUUUAAAGAUAAUAGUAAAUAGCACAAAACUUAUUUUCUCUUUUUUCAAUUCCAUUAAACUCUAUGCGCAAAUAUAUGACAGAUGUAGUAUAUUAUAAAAAGAAGGCAUAUA
This is a messenger RNA of Camponotus floridanus (Florida carpenter ant), 2883 nucleotides long. RefSeq lists its product as uncharacterized. Bases 118 to 2745 code for a protein of 875 amino acids. The record is from RefSeq and is a predicted model, not a curated record. NCBI's taxonomy places the organism in Eukaryota, Metazoa, Arthropoda, Insecta, Hymenoptera, Formicidae. The transcript is spliced from 9 exons. Gene Ontology annotation, biological process: intraciliary transport. Gene Ontology annotation, cellular component: axoneme.